This is a messenger RNA of Morone saxatilis (striped sea-bass), 7221 nucleotides long. RefSeq names its product endoplasmic reticulum metallopeptidase 1-like. Lineage: Eukaryota; Metazoa; Chordata; Actinopteri; Moronidae. Gene Ontology annotation, biological process: proteolysis. Gene Ontology annotation, molecular function: metalloexopeptidase activity. The record is from RefSeq and is a predicted model, not a curated record.
GUCCAGAAAACCCGUGGCUGGUCCAGGCCUAUGUUCACGCUGCCAAACACCCCUUUGCCUCUGUGGUCGGCCAGGAGGUCUUUCAGAGUGGCAUCAUACCCUCUGACACUGACUUCCGCAUCUACAGGGACUUUGGUAACAUCCCAGGAAUUGAUCUGGCUUUCAUUGAAAACGGUUUCAUCUACCAUACCAAGUACGACACUGCAGACAGGAUCCUGACAGACUCAAUACAGAGAGCCGGCGACAACAUCCUGGCGGUCUUGAAGUACCUGUUAAAGUCAGAGAAGUUGGCAGAUUCCUCAGAGUAUCGUCAUGGCAACAUGGUAUUUUUUGACCUGUUAGGGGUAGUUGUGGUGGCUUACCCAGCCCGUGUUGGCACCAUCCUCAACUACAUGGUCGCCACAGCCACCUUCCUUUAUCUGGCCAAGAAGGCCUCUCUGCCAGGCAAUGGAGGUGGUCGCUAUGUUCGAGAUCUGGCCUGCGCCACAGGUGUAGCAGUCAUGAGCUGGAUUGUCACGCUGCUGUCAGUGCUGAUUGUAGCUCUGCUCGUCACUCUGCUCGGCCGCUCCAUGUUUUGGUACAACCACUUCUACGCCUCCAUCUGCCUGUAUGGGACUGCUGCUACGGGAAAGAUGAUCCUCGUUCACACGCUGGCCAAGAACUUGUACUUCGGAGGUGUCCGGUUGGUGGAGCUGGGUGAUCUCUUUUUUGACGUGAGCUUGUUGCUGUGGUGCUGCAGCCUGGUGUGGCUAACCCAUCAGGGCCUGUGUUCAGCCUACGUGCCCAUGCUAAUGGUGGCCUUCCCCCUGGCCACCAAACUACUGCUGGCGAAAGAAUUUAAACAUAGAGGAGCAUCGGUGAAGUACAGUGUGCUCUAUCUGUUGGGCCUGGCGUUGCCGUAUGUCCACUUCAUGUUCCUCAUCUGGGUGGUGUUUGAGAUUUUCACACCCAUCAUGGGUCGCAGUGGCACAGAGAUACCGCCUGAGGUGGUCCUGGCCUCCCUUGUCACUCUGGCAACCAUCUUCCUCUCCUCCUUUUUUCUGCACUUCAUCUACUUGGUGCGCAGCACUAAGUGGAUUCUGGCUGGUCUUGCCUCAGUCUUCAUCGUUGUGUUCCUGUUGAUGUCCUGUGGCCUCCUCUUUCCUUAUUCAGACAGUCCAGACAGCCCGCGGCCAAAACGAGUCUUCCUACAGCAUACGACACGGACCUUCCACAAUCUCCAUGGCCAGGUAGAGAGCCAGGACUCAGGUCUGUGGAUCAACAGUUUUGACUACACAGGCAUACAGCACAUCACACCCCACAUCCCUGAGAUCAAUGACAGCAUCCGCACCCACUGCCGCGAGGACCGACCAUUCUGUGGUUACCCCUGGUUCCUGCCUGUGAAGUUCCUCAGCAAGAAGAACUGGUACCUUCCUGCUCCAGACGUGUCUCCCAGCUCUCCAGUGGAGUUCAGCCUGCUGUCCAAAGAGGAAACCAGCUGGGGGACAAUCAAGAUGACCUUCAGCGCCAAAGGUCCCAGCCACAUGUCUCUGUACCUGAUGCCUCACCGGGGGGCCAGCCUCUCCACGUGGUCAUUCGGUGACGGGAAGCCUCAGUUCGACCUGAGCGGCGAAUAUUUCAUCUUCUAUUCCCACGGCCUUGACCCCCCCACAUGGACCUUCUGGUUUGAAAUACAGCCUCCAAGGGACCCGGACCCCUCGGGCCCUGAGGGGAUGAUCUCCGUUGCCAUCUCCUCCCACUAUUUCUUUGGGCCGGACCAGAGGACUGUUCAGCUAGAGGAAAUCCUCCGCAGGUUUCCCACGUGGGCUUUUCCGUCGUCUUGGGUCAGCACCUACGACAUGUACCGAUACUGAGGACGCCGCACAUCGCUGAGGCUGAUGCCGAGAAAGAGUCGAGGGCUGCAGGGGCCCACAAGAUAGACAGACAGAAGAUUACAAGAAACAAUUCUGAGGACCAUCCCUGCCGCCUUUUCACUCUGACACUAACACACACUCACGCUCCUUCCCAGCCUGCCUCAGAGACCCCCAUCACUGUGUCAGUGGGCUUAGUACCUAACGGAGCCGGAAGAGACACGCCAGAGGUAAGCUGACUGGACGGCGUACGGACUGACUAACUCACCGUCCAACGCACCGGCCACCACAAGCCUCGUGCUCACUCCUGGGUUAAUGAAACGAAGGGGUUAAGAUUUUUUUUUUGUACUCAAUCUGUCGUGCCUUUGCUUUUACUCCCUCCAUCUCACUCCCCUCCUCACUUUCCCUCUUGCUGACUUCCUCUUGUUUUUUGUCUCUCAUGCGAACACUCUUCCUGAAUAGAAAAAUGUUGCAUGGCUACCCCCCCCUCUCUUUAUCGGCAAACCACUCGAGUAGAUAUGUCUCUGGCUUCCUCUGCAAAACUGACACAACCACUGUCUGUACUGAACGUGUAGUAACAUACUGAUGCACCUGUUUGGGAAGAGACCUGUUUUAGUUUGACCCCCUCUUCAGACUUUAACUGGAAACUUUGACACUUUGAAAGUCGCUUUUCAUCAACACGCACUUGUUUUUAUUACAAGCAAAUACUUUUUGUAUUAGCUAAUCAAUUAACAGUGAACUAGCUCAUUAUCAUUCCUCAAUAACACCACUGAUUUGCAGCAAGUCGUACCACUGCGUUUCAAUGAGGAAUUCCAACGAUCUGCUUUAUUUGUCAGAGAAUUUGGCAUGCAGAUGCAGAAAACGGUGCCUGUUAAAUGAAAACAGCUGGCUAGAAUCAAAAUGCCAAGGUGUCCUUUAAAAGGAGCAGCGUUCCUGUUGAUUUUUGCACCAAGAGUAAUGUUGAGGUCUUCUCUGAGGUCUUUAUAAGUUUUCGCUCUGAUGUGCUCAAGCAAAUGUGUAAUUUUGGCCUUGAUGAGACCACAACUCAGAGGGAAACCAGGACUCUACAUGUCCUGUAAUUUAUUCCCUGAGCCUUGAGGGGGACUGGGUGGAAAACCAGCAAUGCAACUCCACGCUCAUUAACAGCAUCAGUGUCCGUCAGCUUGUCUCAUGUGAAAGUGUUGAUUAUUUACAUGUUACUGUGAUUGUAUUUGUUUUUCUAACUUGACUUCUGCUCUGUGCUACGAGCUGUCUCUGGCAGCGCCAAUGAAUAUCUUUUUAUAAUGAAAGAAGGUAGAGACGCAACAUUUAAUUGAUUAAUCAAUUAGAUUCAAUUAGUUUAAUCAAAAGACUGCAGCCAGUAUGAUAAUCGAUUAAAUAUUGCAGUUAUUUACAAGCAAAAAUGCCAGAAAUCUUCUGAUUCCAGUUCCUUAAAUGGUCGGAUUUUCUGCUUUUCUUUGUUGUGUAUGAUAGCAAAGGAAAUAUCUACACAGAUGUCAGCUUUUGAAUUCUGGGAAGCUCGGAUGAGCCUUAUUGACAUUUCAUAGUCCAGAGGAUUAAUCAAACUGUGCAUGUUGGCUGUAGAUGGAGUUGAUCAGUUCUUGAUGCAUUUUUCAGUCAAUUGAGCCACUAAACUCACAUCAGAAUAAAAUUGUGUCUCUUCAUUUCAAUCCCCUUUAAAAAAAACCACAUGAGCAAAUCAAUGUAGCAAUAUAGACGUUAUACUUUGCAAGUAAAAAUAAGUUAAUGCUUUACUUUACGGGUCUGCAAUUUCUGAAUAAUUUCCCGGAAAGAACUGUGCAGUUUGGUACUAAUCAUAUGGAACAGAGAGAGACUGUGUUCAGUUGGUAUACUUCCAUAAAGUUGCCAGCUGAUCAUGCAAAAACGUUAAAUUAGUCUACAUGCAAGCAUACCGUUCAGCACAUAUGGAGAAUACGGCUUCCAGUGAUAAAUUAAUGAAUAUUUUUGUUCUUAAAAAUUAGGUCAUAUUUUCCCUGCAGUUAGAACCAAAUUGCAUAUUUCUUUCCAGGAAACCUACUAGGAAGUCAUUCAGAGCUAACACACCUGUAAAAAUAAAGUGUCACCAAAAGCAGAUAGAUAGUUUUAGGUGAAAUUAAAUUCUGUUACCCAGUCAAGAAAGAAAUGUAACAAGCUAUGGCUUCUCAGCUAAUUAUCAACGCACUGAGGAGUUGUACUACGUUAAGCACUUAAUCUGGAUAAUAAUGCAUUGGUGCUGCUUCAGACUGUUGUCCACUUAUUUUCGGGGUCUGUGUGUUGCUUCUAUUUCACUCAUGUUGGACCUGCGUCUUUCUGUGUUCGGAGCCCAAGUAUCACAACCACAAUCCAGUUAUUAUAUGACCUGUUUUCAUUCACUCACAUUGGUAGUGUUGCAGCUGGUUGUCCGUUAGAGCUAGAGAGAAAAAGUUCAAUCCCUUUCUCACCUUUUACUGGUGUGAGGAGGGUGUGAAUAUUGGAUUGGUGGUUUUGGAAAGUUAUACAAAAAAUAGAAAAAGGUCUUUUGAAGCUACUUGAACACUUCUGAGUAUAAUUGGCCCCUCAGUAUCACCACUACCUCCGCAGGGAUCAUAAUGUAGUCUCUGACACCGAGAUAACAGUUACUAAUGUUCUCGUUAAGACUAGUUUGAAUGUUUUCUAUCGGUUUUUCUGCUAACAAAGUGGAAAUAUAGAGAUCUAUCUGAAGAAACGUCUUUCCUGUUUUAGCGUGUUGAUUAAAAAAAAUCAGAAUGACCGUCCCAUCCCUGUUGGGACCAACAAGUGUCACACCGUUGCUUGCUGUUUGACUCCUCCGAUAUGUAAUCACCGGUGGAAUCAGGGUUGUAAAGACUUGGGAGAUCGUCUGUUCGCACUCUGAGCAACUGAGCAAAACUGUCUUUUGUCCACUUACACCCGGUGACGCGUUGCUGUGAUUCAUGUUGUCUCGUUUGGCUUCAGUGACACAAAACUAAGAAAUGCUGACACAAAGGAGGCCUUAACAUGUUGCUUCCAAAGACACACAAAAUGAUUACUGUUGUGGACACAGACGUCUCAGUGGUCUUAAAGCUAUCAGGUGCUGCACUGUACAGAGUUUAUAUGCUCCUCAACUGUUGUCUGUUGGACAGUUUGAACUUGAAAAUCCUUCACAGCCUUUAACAGCACUUGGCAAGUUGGAAAACACAUUGUCCUGCUGUGAUCCUUUCAUUUAUGCACAAUCUCUCCCCUCAGUAGCUAUUCCGGAUCUUUCAGUUUUAGCCAUGGAAACGUAGAUGUUUUCUGACUUCUUGUUCAUGUCGGCUUAGAGAUUGAGGUUAAAAGUCAUUAAUAAACAUCCAAUUUCUAUCUUUAAAGCGGGGGUUGGCAGCUUUUUAUUGGCAUCAUUGGGAAAAAAUUCUAUAAUAACCUGUCAGUAGAUUUUAAUUGAAGUGGUUUGAGAGAAAACUAGACUUCUGCACCUCCUCUCGGCUCUGUUUUCAGGCUUUAGUAAAUCUAGCCUGUGAUGGGAGAUUUCAGCCAAUCACAGGUCCUUUCAGAGAGAGGGAGACUCCUGCUGCUGCCAUUUGAUUUUGUGGGUUUGGCCCACACUGUAGCUUUAAGCCAACAUGCACAAGAAGUCUUUAAAGUACUCCAUCUGCUGAGGAAGAUGGUGUGAUACAGUUGAAAGCUUCAGAGCAGAGCUACUGAGUGGCUCCUGUGGUGAAAGUGUUUUAGUCAAACAGAAACACUAACUGACUGAUCAAAUGUUUCUCCUUCACUCUGCACAGCUGGCCAGGUGUGUCCUGCACUGUGAUCAGUCAGCGAGAUCACCUCGCUCGCUCUCUCUGAGGUUUUAACUCGCCUUGUAUUUAAGUUCUUUAGUCCAUCCAGGGGUAAUCGGUUAAGAGGGUUGUUGAUGAAGCAUUUUUGUUUCUGGCUGACUCAGAUGUGUCAGAUGAACGUCACUGUUCAGCCUGGUCUGAUCAGCACAGCAUCGCUUGGAAAUCUGAACCAUGAAUUUGCAUUUUUUCUUUUCUUUUUUUCACAAAAUGAGUUUUUACUUUUACUGUGGACAGCGAAAAGCGACCCAGGCUUCUGAAAUGUCUAUCUUUUGUCCUUUCGACUCAACAUCUAAUGAUCAGAGAACCUGCAAAUACUGUAACAUGCUGACAUUAGAGUUCAGUCAUUGCAGCCGAAGUAAGCCAUGUGUUCGAGGAAACCUCCAGUGUUGUGAGGCGACACGCAGAAGAUCGAAAUCCGUUUUACUGAAAGUGCUUCAGUCGUGUCUAUGGGAGAAAAAGCUUUAUUAACAAAUGUAAAUUAAUAUUUUUCUAAAAAUCUGUUGUAAAGUGAAAUAGCGGAUUUUGUUAGAGGCUGAGGAAAGCAGAUACGUUUAAGAUGUACUCAGCUUGUUUAGAUUUCUGACCAUGAACGGGACACCGGUUUCUAACUGACCAUUUCAAGUUGUGGCAGAAAUCUGACCAUUUUGUUUCUGAUUAUAACAUUAAAUGGGAUGCUGAAUAACAAAAGGGUGCGUUCGUUUUCAUAACAGCAAGAACACACGGGAGGAACUGCUGUAGGUGUAGGACGGAGCCGGGAGAUGUUUGACGUUAAACGCUGUGAAAUGGCUCAUUUGACGCCAUUGGUGCUCCCACUGAACUAAAGCUCACACCAAGCGCUGCUAGAGAGCUUAACAUAGAUAGAGAAGAAAAAAAAACAAACUCCUUUCAAGAUAAAGUGAAUUUAAAUAGCCACUUUGUGACAGAAUCUAAUGUAUGAAUGUGACUCAGUUCAGACUGAGAGGCUGACUAAGCGUUGCAGUGUGUUUUUGUUGUUCAGUGUCAACUCACACUUGGAUGUAGCUUUAUCUUUAUCACAUGUAACAGUCAGUCAAAGAAAAUCUAACAAUCAUUCACACAAAUGUCCAUAUCAGUUUAACUGAAAUCUAUUCUGGGAUACACGUUGAAAUGUCUUAAUGCCUGUUGUUGAAGGAUGUCCUUUUUAAAAAUUAACUGUUAUGUUAUUGUUGUUUCUUUUUUUUUGUCCAACAUCUUGACUUUACACCCAUGCCUAUUUCUCUAACUGUUCAGUUUUUUGUUCUGAAAGUUAAAUUAAUAUUAGUUUUUUUUUUUUUUUCAACUAUGAUCAUUUUGUUCAUUUUUGUGAUUGACACUUUAAAUUACUGUUACAGUUCUGUUUCUCCUUUGAACUGCUGUUUUGCGUUUUCUAAAAUUGCAUAUUUGUCCGUUUGGAAUUAAGUGAUUGAUAUAUGACUGUUGCUAUUGGGAUUGAUCUGGUUACAGGGUAUCCUUCUAUUGAAUGGACGGGGUGAUUUUACAUUAUGCAAAAAGCUUGAAUUAAAUUUAGCGAUGUACAACAAUUAAAAUUCUUAUUACGUUAA